AUGGCUCUAGAAUUUUUAAGGUGGGAACUGAUGCUGUUGGAGGAAAGAGUUAGAUUACAAGAACGGCGAAUCGAAAGAAGGGUUUUGAGAGAUACACAAGAUCCUUUUGAUCUCCCUCGCGAAGAAUUCCUAUUUAUGUUUCGAAUAAGUCCCGAACUAGCAUUUGACGUGAUAAAUGCUAUUAGGCCUUUAUUACAAGGUAAACGUUCUUCAGGAUUAUCUCCAGAAGUGCAAUUCCUAGUUACUGUUCAUUUUUAUGCUCAAGGUAGUUACCAAAGAGGUUUGGGUGGUAAUUCUAUCCUUAACAUAAGCCAGCCAUCUGUAAGUCGAUCUAUUAGUAGUGUGACAAAUGCUAUUAACCAGCGUCUUUUGAGACAGUGGGUAAAAUUCCCAAUGACAGCUGUUGAACGACAAAAAAGUAGAGAAAAAUUUGAAGCUGCACCCCAGCCUUUUGAAGGUACUUUAGGAGCAAUUGAUUGUACCCAUAUUAAUAUUCUCGCUCCAAUUGUCCAUGAAGAGGCAUACGUUAAUCACCAUGGCAAUCAUUCGCUCAACGUUCAAGCAAUUGUUGACCCGGAUUUGAAAAUUUUGAACAUAAAUCCAAGGUAUCCUGGGGCUCGCAACGACUCGUAUAUAUGGAGUAUGUCUGCCGUACGACGUGGAAUGGAAUUUCAUUAUAACAAUGGAGAACGUCGUACAUGGUUAAUUGGUGAUGCUGGAUACCCAUUAGAACCAUGGCUCAUGACACCAUUACCUCAUUAUCAGGAAGGUACACGUCAAUUUGAAUACACCAAAAAUCUUUGUAAGGCCAGAAAUGUGGUAGAACGAUUUUUUGGUGUAUUUAAAAGUGUUUGGAGGUGUCUUUCCUAUCAAAGAGUUCUUAUGUAUGCUCCUGAUAAAGCAGGUAGAAUUGUAAAUGCUUGUGCCACUCUACAUAAUAUGCGAAUCCAUUAUAAUUUACCAAUCCUUGAAGAAGAGUUAGCUGGUGAACAAAUUGGUCAAAAUAUAUAUGAAAAUAUAGAAAUACCUCGUAUUGAUCAACAAGGUGGACCCAGAGCGGUGGCUAAACGAAUUCAAAAACAUAUUCUAGAUCAAUUUGAUCAUUUAAGAGAUGGGGAAGAGGAUGAUUGA
Macrosiphum euphorbiae (potato aphid) is the source of this 1131-nucleotide messenger RNA. The record is from the annotation of a GenBank genome assembly. NCBI's taxonomy places the organism in Eukaryota, Metazoa, Arthropoda, Insecta, Hemiptera, Aphididae.